Molecule: messenger RNA, 2121 nt
Organism: Humulus lupulus (European hop)
Lineage: Eukaryota; Viridiplantae; Streptophyta; Magnoliopsida; Rosales; Cannabaceae
Product: pentatricopeptide repeat-containing protein At2g35030, mitochondrial
Exons: 1
Coding region: 141-2039 (632 amino acids)
Biological process (GO): RNA modification
Molecular function (GO): RNA binding; protein binding
Source: RefSeq, a predicted model, not a curated record
UUCAUAGCUUUUCAGAAAGCAAAUUUUAGAAUUUUUUUUUUACUUUUUAUUAAGUAGUCCCAAACGGGACCUUUAUGCUCGAGUAAAAUUCUCGCGACCCAAACAGAUACACAAAAAUACAUAUAAAGAAAUUUAUUGUAAUGAGACCAAAACACCUCCUUUCGAGCUUUGCUCCGAUUACAAUCACUAGCAGAGGCGACCCUAGAGUUGUGCACUAUUCUACGGAGUUUAAGAAUGCGCCUAAAAUCACAUUGUCCAGAAAAGAUUAUAGCGCUAACUCUGAAGUUGCACGGUCCAACUGGUUGAUUACGAAGCUAAGUCGAGAUGGCAAAAUAUAUGAGGCACGUAAGGUGUUUGAUGAAAUGCCUGAGACAGAUGUUAUAACUUGGACGACGGUAAUUACUGGGUAUGUCAAAUGUGGGAUGAUUGAGGAGGCUAGGAAGUUGUUUGAUAGGAUAGAUGCUAAGAAAGAUGUGAUCACUUGGACCACCAUGAUUAGUGGGUAUAAAAGGAUGGAAAAGAUUGAUGAAGCAGAGAGAUUGUUUCUUGAGAUGCCCGAGAAGAAUGUUAUAUCUUGUAACACUAUGAUUGAAGUGUAUUCACGAAAUGGUCAGGUGGAUUUAGCUUUAGAUUUGUUUGAGAGGAUGCAGGUAAAGAAUGUUGUUUCUUGGAAUACAAUCAUCACAGGUUUGGCGCAAAGAGGGAGGAUAGAGGAUGCUCGAAGGAUUUUUAAUUUGAUGCCUGAAAGAGAUGUUAUAUCAUGGACAACAAUGGUUACAAGUUUAUCUCGAAAUGGGAUGGUUGGUGAUGCUCGAGUACUUUUUGAUAGAAUGCCAAUUCGGAAUGUGGUGUCGUGGAACACAAUGAUUACAGGUUAUGCACAAAAUAUGAGGUUGAAUGAGGCUUUUGAAUUGUUUCAGAGGAUGCCGGAAAGGAACAUGACUUCAUGGAAUACAAUGAUCACUGGUUUUAUUAAGAAUGGUGAAUUAAAGAGGGCAUGGAACUUGUUCAAUGAAAUGCCCCAUAGGAAUUCUAUCUCUUGGACAGCAAUGAUCACUAGCCUUAUACAAGAUGGAAAAAAUGAAGAAGCGCUGAAGAUGUUUUCUAAAAUGGUGGCAGUAGAAGGGAUGAAACCUAAUGAAGCAACUUUUGUGAGUGUUUUGAGUGCCUGUAGUAACUUAGCCGGUCUUGGUGAGGGACAACAAAUACAUCAGAUGAUAAGUAAAACUGUCUAUCAGGAUUCUGAAAUAUUGGUAUCUGCGCUCAUAAACAUGUACUCAAAAUGUGGAAAGUUGAGUAGUGCAAGAAAGAUGUUUGAUGAUGGAUUGACAAGCCAUAGGGAUUUGGUAUCUUGGAAUGGCAUGAUUGCUGCCUAUGCUCAUCAUGGAUUUGGUUUAAAGGCAAUCAAAUUGUUCGAUGAAAUGCGAGGCUUUGGUUUUAAACCCAAUGAUGUCACCUAUGUGGGACUGCUCUCAGCAUGCAGUCAUGCUGGUUUGGUGGAGGAGGGCUUACUUUACUUUGAUGUGCUUGUUAGAGAUGGAUCAAUACAAGUCAGAGAAGAUCAUUAUACAUGCUAUGUUGAUCUCUGUGGAAGAGCAGGGAAGCUCAACCAAGCAUUUGAUUUCAUUGAGCGGCUGGGGACUAAGGCAUCAGCAACAAUUUGGGGAGCUCUUCUUGCCGGAUGUAAUGUUUACGGUGACAUGAAUAUUGGGAAGCUGGCUGCAGAGAAAAUCCUAGAAGGUGAGCCAGAUAGUGCUGGCACUUACUUGCUCUUAUCUAACAUCUAUGCUUCCUCUGGGAAAUGGAGAGAAGCUGCAAAAGUGAGGUUAAAAAUGAAGGAAAAAGGAUUGAAGAAGCAACCUGGUUGUAGUUGGAUAGAAGUUGGAAAUAGGGUACAUGUAUUUGUAGUUGGUGAUAAGUCUAAUAAUCAAUCUAAACUUAUUUAUUCUUUGCUUACUGAUCUUCAUGAAAAGAUGAAGAAGCUUGGGUAUGUAUCAAAUAAUGAUUUGAGUUUGGAUGAGGAUGUAUCAGUAACUUGAGUUUCCGAUUGGCAAAUAAGGUGUGAAUAUAUAACAAAUUCUUACCCUCUAACAUUCUACUAAGAAUGAUUCCUUACUUUUA